AUGCAACGAAUUGAUGGAUACCACAUGAUGGUCAUUUCCCAAUAUUUUGAAUCCAUCAAAGACUUUGUGGCACUUGAGUUUGUGUGUAAAAAGUAUAACAACAAUAUGAGUAAAUUCCACUUCAACCCUAUUCGCCUCACGUCUAAAACAAUUAACUAUUUUCCAUCAAUCGAAACACUCAAUAUUUGGACUGAAGACGAUGAAACUUUUGGCAAUGAUUUCAUGUUGUUAUUUAACGACAAUACAUAUCAAACUGACAGACAAAAAUGUAUGAAAGUUAACAAAAAAGACUUUUAUAAAAUUGUUGUCUGGUACCAAGUUGAUUUCGAUACAUUUCACAAAGUUGCCAAACUCGAAAACGCGAUUUUUGAAUUUAAAGAUAUUUGUUACAGCACUUCAGAUGUUGUGAAUUUUGGAACUCAAAUACCAAAACUGGUAACAUCACUGAUGCGGUCGUGUUAUGAAAAUUGUAACACAAUAGAACAAAUAGACAUUCCAAAUACUGUAACUUCGAUUGGACAUUUCUGUUUUUCAAUGUGUCUUUCAUUGAGUGAAAUCACAAUACCAACACGCGUCAUUUCAAUGGGUGAGUGCGUCUUUUUGGGAUGCGCCAAACUUAAAAGUGUAACACUUCCGUGUUAUAUGACGACACUAAAUCCACACACUUUUGGGUUUUGUUGUGGUUUGACAUGUGUGAAUUUACCACCUGGCUUGGUAUCAAUUGGAGAUAACUGUUUUGAAUUUUGUUAUUCACUUCAAGACAUUGUGAUUCCUGACAAUGUCACAACAUUAGGGAAAUUCUGCUUCUCUGGGUGUAAAGCACUUCAUUCUGUUCUAUUGCCUAAAAAGAUGAGAGAAGUUGGUAGCGGAUGCUUUAGAGAGUGCAAGGCAUUGGCUCAAAUUAUCAUACCAGAAAAUGUCACGAUGAUUGGGUCGAAUUGUUUCCCACCAAAUACAAAUUUGGUGCAAUAA
Molecule: messenger RNA, 972 nt
Organism: Entamoeba invadens IP1
Lineage: Eukaryota; Evosea; Mastigamoebida; Endamoebidae
Exons: 1
Coding region: 1-972 (323 amino acids)
Source: RefSeq, a predicted model, not a curated record